Molecule: messenger RNA, 1920 nt
Organism: Micromonas commoda
Lineage: Eukaryota; Viridiplantae; Chlorophyta; Mamiellophyceae; Mamiellales; Mamiellaceae
Exons: 1
Coding region: 1-1920 (639 amino acids)
Cellular component (GO): cytoplasm
Source: RefSeq, a predicted model, not a curated record
AUGUUCGGCGGGUCGAUACGGCCCGCGUCGAUAUCUUUCGGUGUCGGCGGGGAUAUUCGCCCCGCGUCGAAGCGCGGUUCGAGCGCGGUGCCGAGGAGGAGCGGGGGAUCGGUCGAGACGAGGAUGGAGGGUUCGCGCGCGGGCGCCGAUGCGGACAAAGCCCCGGCCUCCCGCCCACCUCGGCGCGAGGAGGACACCGUGAACCUCUUCCGUAACUACGAGCUCCGCACCGCGUUCGCGCCCGCCGAGCGCCGCCGUCUGCCCACCACCCUCGUCACCGGCUGGCUGGGCAGCGGCAAGACCACGGUGAUGCGUCACGUGCUCGCGAACCGCCAGGAUCUGCGCGUCGCCUGCGUCGUCAACGACUUCGCCGAGCUCAACAUCGACGCCGAGCUCGUGGCGAGGGACGACAACGGCGUCAUGCCCGGCAGCGGCGCCGGUAAGAACACGCGCGGCGUCGUCGAGCUCACCAACGGAUGCCUCUGCUGCACCCUGGGCGGCGAGCUCGAGACGGAGGUGUGGCGCAUGCUCGACGAAUCCGCCAAACACGGCGAAAGCGUCGCCGACGUAGACUACCUCCUCAUAGAGACCUCCGGACUCGUGGACCCCACCGAGACGGUGGCGUCCCUAGACAAAAAGUUUGGUAAGAUGGCCAGGGUACGACUUGACGCCGUGGUGUGCGUCGUGGACGCGGAAGCCGCCGCGUACGGAGCCGCCGGGUUUUACCUCGACGGCCCGGACGCGUGGCGAGCGCAGCUUUCCGUCGCGGACGUCGUGCUGCUGAACAAGACGGACCUGCUCGAGGGGAGCGAAAAGAAGCUCAAGCUCGCGAGGGAGUUUGUGGGCGAGCACGCGCCGGACGCGAGGGUGGUGGAGUGCGAGCGCGGGCGAGCGCCGCUCACCGCGAUCCUCGACGUGGAGUUGACGGCGCAGCCCGAGGGCAAGUUUGGGCACGACUGGGACGCCGCGGCGCGGCCGUUCCUCGUGUCUCCCACGGGCGAGGGGCUACGGAAGCCCGGCGAUCGCCCGAAACCGUCCGCCGCGGGGGGUGGGCCGUUCGUCAUCGACCCCGCCAGGCGCACGACGCACGCGCCACGUGGACCAACGGGGAGGUCGCGUUCGGACGGGUCGGACGAAUCGGGCGCCGACUUUGGCUCGGUGGCGUACGAGGGCGGGCCGACGUCGCUCGCGUCGUUUCAGGCGUGGGUCGCGUGCGGAAUCCCGCCCGGGGUUGUCCGCGCGAAGGGGUUCGUCACCUUCGCCGAGGAGCCCGGGGUUCAGUACGACUUUCACCUGUCCGGCAGGCGCCGCGUGGAGAUUGAGCCGAGCGAGAACCGGGGGCCGCCCGGGUUUGAAAGCGCGUUUUCAAAGACGCCGGCGAAGACUCGAUCGGCCACCAGGCUCAUCCUCAUCGGCCCGGACAUCGACCGGGACGUCGCGCUCGCGCAGCUGGGAGAUCUCGAAUCGCCGCCGCCUCGUUCCGGCGAUCUCGACGUCGCCGCCGCCCUCGCGGGCGCGCGGGAGCUCGUCGGGUCAGACCUGAGGCUCGAGUGGGUGGAAGCCGGGGACUGGUGCCAUCCGCUGGCGGCGGCCACUUGCGCGCACUUCAGGCUCACCGGCGCGGCCGCCAACGGGCUCACGGUGGAUGAGAUGGAGCGCAACCAUGGCGUGGACAUGAACGCGGUGAACCGCGAUCUGGUCAGGGCGCUGAACUCGGGCGGGGGCGGGGUGGUUGUCACCGCGGCGUCUCGAUCCGAUAAGUCGACGUACUUUGGCUCGCCGGAGACGGUGGUGAGGGUGUCUCUCGUCGGCGGGGAGGGCGCGCUCGGGGAGUCGUGGUGGGAGAGGGUUCGCACGGCGAGCACGACGGCGCUUCGUCGGCACAUAGCGCACAUUCCCAAGUGUAAGUGCGGCUUCUGA